CAGUGCAUUAUUACCGACUCCAGCGGUGACCUGUGACGCAAGUGCUAAUUUGUAAUCACACGCCUAUAAGAUCAAAAUAUCAUCUGAUUUUUAUCUCCACAUUCACCACCCCACCCACCCUCACCCUUAUCUACCCCCGCACCGCGCCCACUGGUAUUGUUUAUCUUGCGCAACCAUCAUACCGUGCUCCACACUCUCCCAACUAUAAACUAACGCAACUACCACAUCGCCGUGUUCCCCGCUUGACCCUCUCACAACCACUAACCGACAACUAACCAGUAAACCAUCGCCGGACGAUGUCUCAACAAUACGUCUUCCCAUCUUCCCGUUCUCCCUACAGUACCCAACAACCUGUUGUCUACAACACUGCUUCGCAUGCGCACCACGGUCACGGUGGUUAUAACUACGGGACGCCCCUGAGGCGGGCUUCUUCUAUUGGGCAUGCCUACCCAUCUAGCCCAGCAUAUGGGUACUCCAACGUAGUCUCCCAGCCACAGGCUCAAUUCCUAACUGUGCCUGACUCGAGUCACCGCAGCAGGAGUCAUAGCAGACAUACGAGCCAGAGCAGACCCAGACACAGUAGCCACAGCCAUGGACAUGGGCAUGGAUACAAUACAACUAACACCUACCCAGUCACAUACGCAACGACUGCUCCUGUAUAUGUCCAACCUAGCCACCAUGAUGGACACCAUCGCAGUCAUUCAACGUCGCACAGGCACACUUCGCGCUCGCGCUCUCGCCCUUCCCAUUAUCAUGCGAGCAAUGGUGAAUAUUACAGAGAUCGGACGCCAUCAGUGGGUGACCGCGUUCGCCAGUUCUUUGGAAUGGAGCCAUCGCACUACAGUUCCUACGGAAAUCAGACGCAUAGGCGUCGCAACUCUCACACUGGUAUGAGAGAUGGAGGACACAGGAAUCACUCCACCCGCACGGGCCCCUGUUUGUUUGGGUCGACGAGCUCGAGGGGUUAUGUCGACGGACACGGAAGAGAAGUGGAUACUCGCGGACGGCCGAUCGUUCGCUAUUGAUUCAGGUACUGUUGUUGUAUUAUGUAGCAUCCUGCUCAAAGAUCUGUACAUUACAAACUUGCGUACAAUGAAGUCUAACAAUGAUCGUUCCA
This is a messenger RNA of Suillus paluster, 1117 nucleotides long. RefSeq lists its product as uncharacterized. Bases 297 to 1025 code for a protein of 242 amino acids. The transcript has 2 exons. The record is from RefSeq and is a predicted model, not a curated record. Lineage: Eukaryota; Fungi; Basidiomycota; Agaricomycetes; Boletales; Suillaceae.